AUGCCAUCACCUGCAAGCAGCAACAUUGCUGCUGCCACUUCAUUGGAACUGGAGAUCUUGCCAUCGCCAAAGAAAAAGUCCAAGUCAGAGAUAGCCAUGGAAGAGUUGCUUGGUAAAGGAAAAUCGAGCUCUGGGGAAUCCACCUGCAAAGUAGAAUCUCACACGGAAAAGAACCAAAGGAUUAAUAAGGAGAUUCAGCAGCUCAGCAACGAGGCACCAAUUGGUUUGACGGAAGAUAUGUUAAUGUGGUGGAAAGAAAACGAGAAACAAUACCCUCUUGUACGAAACCUUGCCGCCAGAGUGUUAGCAGCUCCGCCAACGUCUGUGCCAAGCGAGCAGAUUUUCAGCAAGGCUGGGCUUAUCGUCUCAAAGAAACGUGCCGCGCUUAAGCCAGCCAUUGUAGACACACUUUUAUUUUUAAGCAAAAAUAACAUGUAG
Molecule: messenger RNA, 438 nt
Organism: Dendronephthya gigantea
Lineage: Eukaryota; Metazoa; Cnidaria; Anthozoa; Malacalcyonacea; Nephtheidae
Product: zinc finger BED domain-containing protein 1-like
Exons: 1
Coding region: 1-438 (145 amino acids)
Molecular function (GO): protein dimerization activity
Source: RefSeq, a predicted model, not a curated record